AUGGGCAACGACGGUGGCUCAAUUCCUACGCGUCGCGAACUCGUCAAGGAAGCUGCCCGUGCGCCGACAGUAAGCGAACUCAAGGCCACCGCUCUUGAGAACCUCAGCCAUGCCUGGACCCAUGACCCUCUGACGCUGGAGCCUCUUGACAUGGAAAAUGUCGUGUCAGAUUGGAGAGGCCGGCUUUAUAACUAUGAGUCGAUCCUCAAGGGAUUAGUACCUGGUGGUGAUGACAAAGAUGAUACAGCCGCGCCCUCGAACGACAUCAUUCCUAUCCUGCCGACUGAGAAGUCAGACCUUGAUUUCUUAUCCUCCCGAAUCGAGCAGCUCCGAGCGCGUGGCCUGACCCACAGCUUGAAGAAAGACAAAAGCUCAAGCAAAAAGAAGAGAAAGGCAGAGGAGACAGAUGGGAACGGGGAGGUCAAAACAGCAAAGAUGAGGGAGCCACGCCAAGAACAGGAAAUGGCGAGCAAACCUCCUUCGCAAUCCGACAUCACCAGUCGUAUCAACAACGCCGCUACCGCGUCUCUUACGGCUAAAGUUCUAGCUGAACAAGAAGAACGCAAUAAACGGCGUAAGCUAGCAGCAACAGCGAAAUGA
Molecule: messenger RNA, 600 nt
Organism: Thermochaetoides thermophila DSM 1495
Lineage: Eukaryota; Fungi; Ascomycota; Sordariomycetes; Sordariales; Chaetomiaceae
Exons: 2
Coding region: 1-600 (199 amino acids)
Biological process (GO): mitotic DNA replication termination; site-specific DNA replication termination at RTS1 barrier
Cellular component (GO): nucleus
Source: RefSeq, a predicted model, not a curated record